GCAAAAGAAAGCCUUUGGCAAACGCAUCAGGAUCAGAAUGUCCUCCUAUGCUCUCUCUUCGACCUGCUUUGGGAAGUCUUGGGAGCUGAGAAGGUCCUGCGUCGAGAUGUCGAGGAGGAAGAGGGACCCGAGAUUCCAAUGAUGCGCCGGCUCCCGUUCCCCAUGGCGAUCAGCACUGCCUUUGAGAUGUUGCAGGGAAAGAUGAGCCUGAAAGACUAUGGCAAGGCGGCCAAGACCUGGGCCUUCCUGUACUCCCUCUUCACCUGCUCCACGGGCGCUCGUCUUAGUCGAGCCAAGGAAACACAGCUGUCGCAUCAGCACACCUACUCGAUGUUGCUGCUCCACCUCAUGCCGGGAAGCCGACACCACGGCGUGUUGGCCUCGCUGCUUCACAUCCUGGCACAGAACCCCGCCAUCUGCGAGGCUAUGCCACUGCUGACAAAGCCCAAGAAA
Symbiodinium sp. CCMP2456 is the source of this 453-nucleotide messenger RNA. NCBI's taxonomy places the organism in Eukaryota, Dinophyceae, Suessiales, Symbiodiniaceae. The record is from the annotation of a GenBank genome assembly.